This is a messenger RNA of Didymosphaeria variabile, 4848 nucleotides long. RefSeq lists its product as uncharacterized. Gene Ontology annotation, cellular component: membrane; intracellular membrane-bounded organelle. The transcript is spliced from 4 exons. Gene Ontology annotation, molecular function: ABC-type transporter activity; ATP binding; lipid carrier activity. The coding region runs from base 1 to 4848 and encodes 1615 amino acids. The record is from RefSeq and is a predicted model, not a curated record. Lineage: Eukaryota; Fungi; Ascomycota; Dothideomycetes; Pleosporales; Didymosphaeriaceae. Gene Ontology annotation, biological process: lipid transport; transmembrane transport.
AUGGCCAUCUUCUCGCAGACAUGGACCCUCACGAAGAAGACGCUCAUGGUCGUCUUCGUCCGGCACUGGUUCUUCACGAGCAUUCGUGCGUUUUGGGCACCUAUCAUAUUUAUGUUCUUCAUAACAUACGCAAAGAACUUCUUCGUCCCUCCAUCUGAGUUCGGUAUCGGUUCUCCGACCCCCAUUCGAAGCUUCGAAAGCGCUCUCGCUGCCGCCACUGGCAAUCGGAACACCGUCGUCUUCGUAAACAAUGGGCAUACUGGAGGAGACAUCGAGAGGGUCAUUGAGAGCUUGUCGGAUACAGUCAGAGGCGCUGGGAAAACUGCGAUUACGGCGGGACAAGAUGUGGAUCUUCUGACCUUAUGCGCGAGCUCAUUGCGAGGCGCAAGUACGUGUUACGGCGCGAUCAGCUUCCACUCGUCGCCCUCGGAAGGAGAUGGUCUGGGCUGGAACUAUACCAUGCGUGCCGACGGCACAUUUGGAGUGAGGAUCUAUGUCAAUGAGGAAAACAACGACAUCCAAGUCUAUGUCCUGCCGUUUCAGAACGCUGUAGACCGAGCCAUUGCCUCUAUGAACGGCACCACGUUGCCCAAUGCGAUCGACGAGUACCCUUUCACGAGCAAGACACAAGAGGAGCGUGAGGAGAGCAUACGGACAUCAUACAUGGGCGCUUUGAUAGACAUCAUGGCCGUAGCAUUGUACAUUGGCGUGUGCGGUGUCACGUACCAGCUCACUGGGCAAAUGGCGUCUGAAAGAGAGGGUGGCAUCUCGCAGCUUGUAGAAGCAAUGUCUCCUGCGAAGAAGCCGUGGCAUACCCAGGCUGCACGCCUCUUAUCGAACCAUAUCGCGUUCGACAUCAUCUAUCUCCCUGGUUGGAUCAUCAUGGGCAUAAUCGUGAGGCAACUUGCUUUCGUGCACACAAACGUAGGCAUCUUGAUCAUAUACCACAUUCUUGUAGGCGGUGCCCUGACCAGCUUUUCCAUCUUCGGCGCAAGCUUCUUCAAGAAGGCACAACUGUCCGGCAUCACUAUGGUCAUCCUGCCCAUCAUACUGGCCAUCAUUGCGCAGGUCGCUGGACCGUAUAGUACAGGCGCUGUAGCCGUGCUGAGUUUGUUGUUCCCAAGCAUGAACUACGUAUGGUUUAUCACAUGCAUCGCUCGCUGGGAGCGCACUCUGCAGCCCACGAAUCUGGUUAAGGCCCCGCCGGUCUACGAUGACAUUAACUGGACUCUGCCUGGCAUUGCCUUCUGGAUCUUCUGCAUCAUCCAAAUCUUUGCAUACCCCGUUUUAGGCGCAGUCGUAGAACGAUGGCUUUAUGGCACCGUCUCAAAGGAGCGGAAGACGACAACUUCCUCGCCUGAGCAUUCUAUCAUUCUCUCCUCGUUCUCGAAGCACUGGACACCGAGCUGGUUAAGCACCAACGUGCUCGCCAAGAUCGGCAUCAAGCCACCCGAGACGGUACUUGCCGUGAACGACUUCAGCAUCAAAGCCCGUCGCGGCCAAAUCAUGGUCCUCCUAGGAGCUAACGGCAGCGGCAAAUCUACGACACUGGAUGCCAUCUCAGGCUUGAACACCAUCACGAGCGGUUCCAUUGAAAUUGACGGCACUGGGGGUCUCGGCCUCUGCCCACAGAAGAACGUCAUGUGGGACGAGCUAACCGUCUUCGAGCACGUGCAAAUAUUCAACAGACUGAAAUCGGCAGGCACCACGGAUAAUGAGGACACGAUCAGGGACCUUAUCAGGGCGUGUGACCUUGGUCACAAGAUGAAGGCGCAGUCCAAGACCCUGUCCGGCGGGCAGAAGAGGAAGCUCCAGCUUGCCAUGAUGUUCACAGGAGGCAGUAGGGUCUGUUGUGUUGACGAAGUGUCAUCGGGCUUGGACCCUCUUUCCCGACGCAAGAUUUGGGAGAUACUUCUCGCUGAGCGAGGCGACCGAACCUUUCUCCUCACCACACACUUCCUGGACGAGGCUGACGUUCUCGCCGACUACAUUGCCAUCCUCUCUCGUGGCAACCUCAAGACCAAGGGCACUUCUGUCCAACUCAAGCACAACAUUGGAGCAGGUUACCACGUCACGUACCCCAAGGAUGUCUCCGUCACUCCUCUUGAUGGCAUUCGCAAGCCCGCACCAUCUGAAGCCAUGGCCACAUACUGGUUCCCCAACGCCCUCGGUGCCACCAAGUUUGUCGACGAGCUCCGCUCCCACGGCGUCAAGAACUAUGAUAUCGUUGGCCCAACCCUUGAAGACGUCUUCUUGGCUCUCGCGGAAGAAGUCAAGGAACACAACCUCGACACGGAAGAUACCAACACUCCCAUCACCUCGUCGCCCAAGAAUGCAGAUGUCAUUAUGCCUUCCUCUGACCAGAACUCCGAAGAGGCAGACAAGAGCCUACAGAUGUCCAAAGGCAAAGGUACGACCAUGCCGCAGCAGACGCUUAUUCUCAUCCGCAAACGCUUCACUAUCCUUCGUCGGAACUACUGGCCAUACGUAUGUGCUGUGCUACUGCCUAUCAUUGCUGCCGGCCUUGUCACGCUCUUCCUCAAGAACUACAGAGCAGUGGGAUGCAGUCCUGGCGAGUCCGCCAGCAACCCUAACACCUACUCUAUCGCCAAUGUAGACACUGACAGAUCCCUUCUCAUCCCCGUUGGUCCACCGGAUCGUGUCGACAUCCGCACGCUCGCCGCAGUUUCUGGGCUUGAUCAGUCCAACUUCCAAUCCGUCGACACCCUCGACGACUUCAACAGGUUCAUCGAGACCAGGUUCCAUAAUGUCACUCCUGGUGGCUUCUUCAUCCAAGACAGUGGGCCUCCUGUCAUGUCCUAUGUCGGCAACGGCGGCGUCCUUCCAGGUCUUGUCACUCUCAGCGCUCUCGACACCGUUCUCUCAGACAUACCCAUCUCAACUCAAUAUCAACAGUUCGCCGUGCCUUUCGCCCCCGGAAUGGGUAAGACACUGCAGCUUAUCCUUUACUUCGGCCUUGCUAUGAGUGUAUACCCUGCUUUCUUCGCUUUAUACCCUACCAUCGAGCGAUUGCGCAAGGUUCGAGCAUUGCAUUACAGUAAUGGCAUCCGGGCGGCACCGUUGUGGUUGGCGUAUUUGACCUUCGACUUUUGUUUCGUGCUUGUCAUAUCCGCCGUUGUCACAGGCAUAUUCGUUGGCGCUUCGUCUGUGUGGUACUCACCAGGCUACUUGUUUGUCAUCUUCUUCCUCUACGGCUUAACUUCGACUCUGUUCUGCUACCUCAUCUCGAUCGUCGUAACUUCGCAACUGGCUACCUUUGCCUUCGCCGCCGGUGCCCAAGCAUCGUGUUUCCUGUUGUACUUUAUCGGUUACAUGUGCAUCUUGACAUAUUCUCCUGCAUACCGCAUUGACAGCGAUAUCGAGAUCUUCCAUUUCGCUUUCGCUACUGUCACUCCUUCUGGAAACGUUCUUCGAACGAUGCUCCUGUCCUUGAAUUCUUUCUCCUUACUCUGCCGUGGGGACGAGAUAGCGAGUUACCCUGGAGCAGUCACCGUGUACGGAGGUCCGAUCCUUUAUCUUUCUAUCCAAGCUAUCGUGCUCUUCAUUGCCCUCGUGUGGUGGGAUUCCGGCUACCGUCCACCGAUCCUGAACCGAGCGAAGUCUCGACAGAGGGCGACGGAAGAGUCUAUCGAGCACGUGGUCCCAGCCGUAGCAGCUGAAGUAGCUCGCGCCGAGCAGAGCAACGACAGUCUCCGCGUCUUGCACCUACACAAAGAUUUCGGACACAACCACGCAGUCAACGACAUCACCUUCGGUAUCCCACAAGGGCAAGUCUUCUCUCUCCUGGGACCAAACGGAGCCGGGAAAUCGACCACCAUCUCGCUCAUCCGCGGUGAUGAACAUCCGACAACUAGCAUUAAUGGCGGCGGCGAUGUCCUCAUCGAAGACAUAUCCAUCAUCUCGAAACGAGCAGCAGCACGAGGCCACCUUGGUGUAUGUCCUCAAUUCGACGCCAUGGAUUCUAUGACCGUUACAGAGCAUUUGUACUUCUAUGCUCGCGCAAGAGGCGUUCAAGAUCCAGAGCAUUCCGUGAACGCCAUACUGACGGCGACCGGUCUGGCUCGUUUCCAAACCCGUCUUGCCUCGAAGCUAUCGGGCGGCAACAAGAGGAAGCUCUCCUUGGGCAUCGCGCUCAUGGGCAAUCCGUCGGUCCUACUCCUCGACGAACCAAGCAGCGGUAUGGACGCGGCAGCUAAACGAGUCAUGUGGCGCACGCUUCUCGGGGUCGCUGCUCCUGGUCGCGCUCUUCUGAUCACCACACAUUCCAUGGAGGAAGCAGACAAGCUCGCUACACGAGUCGGCAUCAUGAAGAGGAAGAUGCUUGCACUCGGCACAGUGUCUGAACUGGGUGACCAGUAUGGCGACGCUUUCGUUGUGCAAUUGGUACUUCGGUCUGCGCCAGCCACGACGAUAGAAGAGAUGGAUGCUGUGAGGCAAUGGGUCAGCAGUCGCAUCCCUGGUGUUCAGAUGGACAAGUGGGGCUCGAGAGACGGUGGUCAUGGUCAGCUACGGUUCAAGGUGCUCAAGGCUGGUUCGUCUUCGUCGACUCCUCCACAGACUGUGGAGAAAGUCGAAAAACCCUCGACAAAUGUGCAAGAAGUGGAGCGCACGACUUCGCAGGAUGUCGGCGGAAUUCCAGGGCUCAUUCAGCUUUUGGAGAACAACAGGGAGGAGAUUGGUCUGGAGUACUAUUCCGUCAGUCCGACUACGCUCGACGAAGUUUUCCUUCGGGUCGUUGGCGAGGAGGACGAGGACGACAAGUCGAAGCCGAAGGGCAACUGGAGCAAGCGGCUUCUGAGGGCAGUUGGCAUUUCUGUUAUACCAUAG